ACGGCCGCAUAAGCACACAGUCCUUCUUCCUAUCGUGUGUCUUCAAUACGAUAUCAUGAAAGGUUUUAACUUUUCUGCAGUAUCUUAUUCUAAAAUGAUAAAUAACGCUUCAAACUCAAGCGUAGGAAGCUUUGGAACAAAGAAACGAACACGAACACGAACACGCUAGUCGUUUUCUUGAUGGUCUUUUUCUGUUUAUUGCAAUAAUUUCAAUUAUUUGCAAUGCUUUCGUUGUCAUACUGUUUGCCAAUAAUAAGAAAUGGUUAGAGAAAUCGUAUGGUAGACUGGUACUUAGUUUGGCAACAGUUGACUUAUUGAGUGCAAUUUUUCUCUUCGCAACACCAUUGGCUGUUCAUCAUCAAUUCAAAAUGAUUCAACCAAGGAAUGCAAUAAAAAGGAUUCUAUACUGUAAUCUACUAUGGUCUCAUUAUAUAUUAUUUUCCUUUGGUAUCACCUCCAUUUAUACAUGCCUAGUCCUCACCAUAGAGCGCUGGAUUGCCGUGUCAAGGCCACUGUAUGCCCGCAAGUACAAAUCGACGAGAUGGCACAAGAUAAUGUGGCUGGCGUUGCCCUGGAUUGUUGGUUUCUCCCUUGAAGCUAAUAUUGUCAAUGAAAUUCAAAUAAAACAUUAUGAUGACGGAUAUUUCUCCUGUCAAUGGAGAACUCAAAAAGGGGGAACGAUCUCAGCAGUUUUGGCAACCAUAUCCUUCCUUGGUGGAAUGAUUGCACCUUUAUUUAUUAUUUCUGUGAUGUAUGUACAUAUUCUCAUCACUUUAAGAAGAAAAAAGACAAUGAACAGAGAGGUAUACCUAGGUCCAAUCCUACGUGAGAAUACUCAACGACCAACAAAUCCAGCCUUCUAUAAAAUCGCUCUGAAUCGAACCAUACGGAUGGCCGCCUGCGCAACGUUUGCAGUGUUGAUUUGCUGGUUACCAAGUCAAACCUACUCACUCAUCGCUCAGAUAGGUUACGCUCGCCAAGAAUCAACUCUUCAUCAGCUUCUCAAUCUUCUCGCUUUCUUUAAUUCGUGUUUAAAUCCAGCUCUUUACGCUUUCACAAACCGAGCAUUCCGAAAGAGAUUUUACCAUCUUUUCACAAGAAUACCUUGUCAAGAAGAUUCAUCAAGCGAAAACAUUUCCCUAUAAAUUAAAUUAAAUGUAGUCAUUCAUCACAGUUUCUACAUUUGCAUGUUUAAAAAGAAUUCUUCAAAAGAUAUAUUACAGUCAAUAAAAAAAGUUAAAUCCUCUCAAUACCUUAAAAAUCAAUAACAUCUUCAUUGUACGAGUCUUACCAAAGAAAUAUAUAAAUUAGCAGUUAUUGCCAUUGAUCAAGUCAUAGGAAAGUAAAAUAUUUAAAGAAUAAAGCUACAAGUUAAAUUAAUCAAAUAAGCAGCAAAUAAUAAUAAUGUAUAAA
Messenger RNA from Xenia sp. Carnegie-2017, 1413 nucleotides. Its product is annotated as somatostatin receptor type 2-like. Gene Ontology annotation, cellular component: membrane. The transcript has 2 exons. Bases 369 to 1145 code for a protein of 258 amino acids. Gene Ontology annotation, molecular function: G protein-coupled receptor activity. The record is from RefSeq and is a predicted model, not a curated record. Lineage: Eukaryota; Metazoa; Cnidaria; Anthozoa; Malacalcyonacea; Xeniidae. Gene Ontology annotation, biological process: G protein-coupled receptor signaling pathway.